AUGGAUCUUAACGAAGUGCAAAAUGCUACAGCGCGCUUCUUCAACGAUGCUAAUGCGCAAUUCAAUCGCAUACCGGGUUCUGCCAUCGCCGUGAGGUACAUCAAGUCGAGUUACCAGAACGACCCGGUUCGCAGCGCAAUAGAGUUAUUCUUGUUCCUCUUCGCCGUGAGGUACCUGCUUGCACCCAAGUACAGUACACAGAAGAAAGUACAGCUUACGGAUGCGGAGAUUGACGAGUUGGUCGAAGACUGGACGCCGGAACCGCUGGUAGCACCCACGACUGCGCUCGAGGAACUUGAAAACGAGAAGCGACCGGUUAUUGUUGGACCUACCGGCCCCAAGUCGAAGCUCUCCAACGGCCGCACCGUGACCAACCUCGCCUCGUACAACUUCUACAACUUCCUUUCAAGCGAUGUCCUCAAGGACAAGGCCAUUCAGACGUUGCGCACUUAUGGCGUUGGCCCCUGCGGUCCCCCCGGGUUCUACGGCACCCAGGACGUCCACAUGAAGACGGAAGCCGACGUGGCCGCCCACCUCGGUGUUUCCGCCUGCAUCAUCUAUGCCCAAUCCUUCUCGACUAUCAGCAGUGUCAUUCCCAGUUUCAGCAAGCGUGGAGACAUCAUCGUUGCGGAUCGCGCGCUCAACUUUGCAGCGAGGAAGGGCAUACAAAUCAGCCGCAGUACCGUCCGAUGGUUUGAGCACAAUGACAUGGAAGACCUGGAAAACGUGCUCAAGAAAGUCGUCAAGGAGCAGGCUAAGAAGCCGCUAACUAGGCGCUUUAUCAUCACCGAGGGCUUGUUUGAAAACAUUGGCGACGUAGUCAAUCUGCCAAAGCUGAUCGAACUCAAGCUAAAGUACAAGUUCCGCCUUAUUCUCGACGAAACAUGGUCCUACGGCGUCCUCGGCCGCACCGGCGGCGGUGUCACCGAAGCCCAAAACGUGGACGCCUCGGAAGUAGACAUGAUCAUUGGCUCCCUCUCCGGGCCUCUCUGCGCCGCAGGCGGAUUCUGCGCCGGCAAUGAAGAAGUUGUAGAACAUCAGCGCAUCUCCUCAGCCUCGUACACGUACUCUGCUGCUCUCCCCGCCUUGCUGAGCACCACGGCCAGUGAAACAAUCAGCAUGUUGCAAGAACAACCCGACCUCCUGACUGGACUACGCGAGAAUGUCAAGGCAAUGCGCGCACAGCUUGACCCGAGGAGCGACUGGGUACGCUGCAGCAGUUCGUCCGAUAAUCCUAUGAUGCUUCUGGUCUUCAAGGAUGAGGUUAUCAAGGCGAAGAAACUUUCGCUUGAGGAUCAGAAUCAAAUAUUCCGGGAUGUUGUUGAUGAAUGUCUCGCAAACGGCGUCCUCAUCACACGCCUCAAGUCGUUCCCAAUCGGCCUCGGCCUCAACCCCCGAGAUGCCGGUUGGCAGCCUACUCCCGCGCUCAAGGUUUGCGUUACGAGCGGGCUGACCAAGAAGGAGACCGAGAAGGCGGGUAUUGUGAUAAGACAUGCAAUUACCAAGAUCAUUAGCAAGCGCAAGUAG
This is a messenger RNA of Pyrenophora tritici-repentis Pt-1C-BFP, 1527 nucleotides long. RefSeq names its product Aminotran-1-2 multi-domain protein. NCBI's taxonomy places the organism in Eukaryota, Fungi, Ascomycota, Dothideomycetes, Pleosporales, Pleosporaceae. Gene Ontology annotation, molecular function: serine C-palmitoyltransferase activity; pyridoxal phosphate binding. Gene Ontology annotation, cellular component: endoplasmic reticulum. The record is from RefSeq and is a predicted model, not a curated record. Gene Ontology annotation, biological process: ceramide biosynthetic process; sphingosine biosynthetic process.